Mytilinidion resinicola is the source of this 1935-nucleotide messenger RNA. Its product is annotated as general substrate transporter. The record is from RefSeq and is a predicted model, not a curated record. Lineage: Eukaryota; Fungi; Ascomycota; Dothideomycetes; Mytilinidiales; Mytilinidiaceae. The transcript is spliced from 5 exons. The coding region runs from base 1 to 1545 and encodes 514 amino acids. Gene Ontology annotation, cellular component: membrane. Gene Ontology annotation, molecular function: carbohydrate:proton symporter activity. Gene Ontology annotation, biological process: transmembrane transport; carbohydrate transport.
AUGGCGGAUCAUCAGGCUGUACCAGGAAUUCCUCUUACGAGUACUAUCACUCCACACACGACAUAUGUCAACAUUGUCACCAUCCUCGUGGCGGGCAUGGGCAGCUUCUUGUUCGGGUAUGCCAACAACUCUAUCGCCGGAACCCUCGCUCAGACGUCCUUUAUCGAGAAGUUUCUCACUGGGAGUAAUGCGACAUCCAUCAUUGACGGAAUCCUUGGCGGAUUCCAAGGAGGAGGAUUGAUAGGCGCUAUCCUCCAAGCCCCCAUCUCACAACGCUUCGGACGGCGUGCUGCAACGGGCACCGCAGCUGCUCUAGUCACCUUCUCUGCAGCUCUGCAAGCCGGAAGUGUCAAUAUUGCAAUGUUUCUUGCGGCCCGUGUCAUCUGUGGAAUUGGAGCUGGCAUCGUGAUCACCAAUUGUCCAGUCUACAUGAGCGAGAUCGCACCACCGCACAUACGGGGAAUGCUUGUUGGCAACCACGCAAUCUCGAUCGUAUACGCCUACAUUUUCUCCUCGGUUGUUGCUCUCGGCUUUUACUUCAUUGAUGCACCCUAUGCAUGGCGUUUGCAAUAUGUCAUGCUCGCCUUCUUUGGACUCAUGCUUGGCGUGUCCCUGUUUUUCCUACCGGAGUCACCCAGAUGGCUGUGCGAGAAAGAGAGACACGACGAAGCGUGGAUUGUUCUCAGACGUCUUCAUCAGUCUAAACAGGAUCCGGAUGCGCAGCUUGCGAGGGCUGAGAUGGCUCAAAUGAAGGCGCAGAUUGAGUCGGAGAGGUCUUUGCCUACAGGUUAUAUUCACAUCUUUCGCACUCCCCAUCUGAGGCAUAGAGCCUUUUGCUGCAUUUUGGUGUGGGUUAUGGGCCAGUCCACCGGCAUUCUAGUCAUCGCAAACCUGACUCCAGUUCUGUUUGGCCAAUUAGGAUUCGGUCCAGUCCUUCAACUUGGUCUAUCCAUCGUAUGGGUCACGGUCGCGCUGAUAGGCUGCUUCAUCAAUGCUGCGCUCAUGGACCGCUUUGGUAGAGUCAAGCUGCUUGUGACUGGCGGCUUUCUAUGCAGCUCCACUUUGAUAGUCGAGGCAAUCCUCCAGAAGUAUUACCUUGGAUCAACGGACAAGACGGGAAUCAAUGCUGCUGUAGCGAUGUACUUCCUGUGGAUCUUGUUUUAUGGCUCAACAGUCGACUGCGCGGCAUACGUCUAUAUUUCCGAGAUCUGGCCAACCCACCUCCGAAGCAACGGGACCACCAUUGGGCUCGUCUCCUUCUUUGCUUGCUCCAUUGCGUACACCAGCCCGGCAUCCGAAGGAUUUGCUACUAUUGGAUGGAAGUAUUACUGGGUGAUGAUUUGUGUAUGCCUCGUCUCGGCUACCGCUAUCUUUUUUGUUCUUCCAGAGACCGCAAAACUUACUCUCGAAGAAAUUGGAGAAAGGUUCGGCGAUGCGGUGGUUGUUCACUUUGGCGAGCAAUUCGAAUCCAAGACCAACGACGAAACUCCAGCCGGAAACGGUACCGAAAAAUCGGGUCCAGAGUUGAACGAGACGGUUGCGUAAUCCCACGGUGCGAUUGUUCUGAGGGCCGCAAAAGAAAGAUACACCGCAAGUCUAUAUUACUCCGCUGCGGGGAUUAGACCGACUUGGAGCUUGGGGUAGUUGAUAUGCAGCCAGGCCCUACGCCUGAGUAAUACAGAUCCGGUUUGUGGCGCCCGUGCACCGCGACGUUGAACUUGAAUACAGCACUGGCAACCCAAAUGUUCAAAAAUAAUUCUGGAUAUCAUUGAAGCGCAAAGUCAAGGCUACGACUCGGUAUUUUCUUUGAAAAUUAUUGGCCAAAAAUUGGAGGAGAUCUAUGUUGUCGAAUGUUGCGUGCAUAGACCACAAACCGGAUCUGUAUUACUCCUACGUAGAGCCAGGAUCCACUCCCCACGGGGUGCGUUCCCCGCU